Messenger RNA from Colias croceus (clouded yellow), 1679 nucleotides. Its product is annotated as U3 small nucleolar RNA-associated protein 15 homolog. NCBI's taxonomy places the organism in Eukaryota, Metazoa, Arthropoda, Insecta, Lepidoptera, Pieridae. The transcript is spliced from 4 exons. The coding region runs from base 82 to 1653 and encodes 523 amino acids. The record is from RefSeq and is a predicted model, not a curated record. Gene Ontology annotation, cellular component: nucleolus. Gene Ontology annotation, molecular function: protein binding. Gene Ontology annotation, biological process: rRNA processing; positive regulation of transcription by RNA polymerase I.
GCUAGAGCAUGAUUAUGUUGGUGUUGUUUUAAAAUAUUAUUAUAGACAUUUACUCAAAACUUUGAAUAAAAUCUUCAAAAUAUGGCUCAUAUAUCAUAUCCAUAUAAAAAAGUAAAUAAGGCAGUCUUUCAAAAGCCAGUGACUGCCAGCACAAAAGAUUUAAUAUACUGGAAGAAACUUGGUUUACCAGUACUUGUAAAGGAAUUUGGUGCAAUAGAUUAUAUUGACUUUAGCCCAGUUGAACCACACUAUUUUGCUGCAACAUGUUCAGUCAGAGUUCAGGUAUACGACCCAAUCACAAAAGUUGUGGCAAAGAAUAUUUCAAAAUUUGUAGAAGCUGCAUAUGGAGCCACUUUCCGAGGUGAUGGGAGACUGCUUGUUGCAGGCAGCGAAGAGGCUGCAGUUAAAUUGUUUGAUGUUCAAUCUAAGAGUGUACUUAGAGUUUUUACUGGUCAUACUGGGCCUGUACACAGAACAUUUUUCACAAAGGACCAAGUGAAAGUUAUCAGUUUCUCAGAUGAUAAAUCAGUAUGUCUAUGGGAUAUAGCAACUGAAGAGAAAAUUGCCAGCUUUUCUGAACACACAGAUUAUAUAAGAGCUGGAGCAGCAAGUCCUGUAUCACCAGAAAUUAUUUUAUCAGGCGGUUACGACCAUGCCGUUAAACUCUAUGAUUGUCGUUGCAAUGAAACUGUGUUAACAGCAAACCAUGGCAGUCCUGUUGAAUCAGUACUCUUCCUUCCAUCUGGUGGAAUAUUUAUUAGUGCAGGAGGCACCGAAAUUAAAGUAUGGGAUAUAUUUAAUGGUGGAAAAUUAUUAGCAAAUAUUUCACAGCACCACAAGACUGUUACUUCUCUACGGCUGGCAAACAAUAAUAGUAGACUAAUGUCUGCAUCAUUAGAUAGACGUGUUAAAAUUUAUGAUAUUUCAACAUUCAAAGCUGUUCACACCAUUGAUUUUCCAAAUGCCGUGCUGAGUAUGGAUAUUUCAGAAAAUGAUGAUAUUCUCGCAGUGGGAAUGAUAGAUGGUGUUAUCUCAAUACGAAAACGAGAACAACCAGUGAACCAGUCUGUUGAAAAUAAAGGAAUAUUCAGGUUUGCUCCAGACCACAUUGACCCACAACAAACUGUUGAUGUAGUUGUAUCUAAAUCUAAACCUAAAACAGAACCAGAGGCUGAUAAACAUAUGAGGAAAAUGGAAUUUUCCAAUGCUUUGUCAGUUGUCUUAAAACCAUAUACAGCUACAAAAUACCCAGAAAAAACAGUUGCUAUUAUGCAAGAACUUCUUAGAAGAAAAGUUUUACAUGUUGCUAUAGACAAAUUGCCAGAAAAAAAUAUAGGAGCAUUAUUAAAGUUUUUGAAGAAAAACAUAGGUGAAACAAGAUUAAUGAGAACUGUUAUUGAUGUAACCAAUGUUUUUAUAGAUGUAUUUGAGACAAGAAUGUCCUUACUUUCAGAAAAAAACAUGUACUUGUAUAAAACACUAAAAAAAGAUAUUGAAUGUGAAAUUGAAGUGUGUAAAAGGGUCAGUGAAUUGGAAGGUGCAAUAGGUUUACUUCUUGCAGCAGCCCAAGUUGGCAGUGCAAAUAACAUUGAUUAUAAUGAUAUUUUAGCCCCAUCAUCAAAGGCGCAGAAAGAAAUUAUUAUUGAUGUAUAAAUAAAAUAAAAAACCUAAAGACAUUA